AACGGGCCAAGGCCAUCGCCAUCGCCACCCCUCCUUCCUGAUCGAGACCCCGGCCGUCACAUCACCAUUGCCGAACAAACCCUGUGCCUGUGCCUGUGCCUGUGCCGGCCGCUAUAAAACCUCCAGGGAACCCGCCUCCUUCCUCGCCGGCCUAUGUGCAGCUAGCUAGCUAGCACCACGUGGUACCCGCCUACCACCGAACCAAGAGCCCGCCGCGAGCACGCGCUUCGCAUGCACGGCGGUACCACCUCGGCUCUUCUUCUUCCUCCUCCUCGGACCACGCCGUCUCUCUCCAUGUUCUUCGUCUCCGAUUCUAUUUCUACUCUACGGGGAGCUAACUGCUAAGGAGCUAGCUAGCGUGAUCCACUGAUCUCUACUAGCUGGGGAGGGGAAUAGGCAUGGAGCCGGGAGCUGUUACGCCGUGCAGGGCGGUGGCCUUCUCGUGGGAGCAGGAGCCGGGGGUGUCCAAGGAGAGCCCGGCGGCCGAGGAGGAGAAGAAGCUGCCGUCCGGCGGAAGGAGUACGCCGGAUAGCACCAAGAAGGCGGAGGGACGGACGCACAAGCUGCGCGUGCCGCCUCCGCCGGGAGCGCCGUCCCUGUCGCCGCCGGUGAAAGCGGUGGGGAGCAGGUCCAGCAGACGGGGCGUCCGGCCGGAGGAGGACCCGUUCCUGGCGGCCUACGUCGCCUGCACGGCCAGCGGCGGGAAGGCCGGCAGGGGGCACCACGAGGCCCAGAAGAUGCUCGGGUGGGCCGGCCUUAGGCUCGCUCUUGGGCUUGGCCUCUCUUGCAAGAGGUCUUGUGGGGUUGCAGAGGAGAGUGUCGUCAGGCUGGCUAGAAACCACUGAAGUGAAUGAUAAUAAUUGUUAGAUUAUUACGACUA
This is a messenger RNA of Hordeum vulgare subsp. vulgare (domesticated barley), 880 nucleotides long. RefSeq lists its product as uncharacterized. The coding region runs from base 399 to 845 and encodes 148 amino acids. The transcript has a single exon. NCBI's taxonomy places the organism in Eukaryota, Viridiplantae, Streptophyta, Magnoliopsida, Poales, Poaceae. The record is from RefSeq and is a predicted model, not a curated record.